UCUGGAAAAAUGAUGACACAAUGUUUGAAUUAGACACUGCUGGUUCCGAAGCCGAUCACUCGGCUCAGCUUGCCGGAGAUUGUGUCUAUGGAGGCUCUCAUCACGUGCCAGCAUCCCUCGUCCGAUUUGUACAGCUUCCAUGGGAAAAUCGAGAUUAAGAAUACGAUUCAACAUGGAGUCAGUGGACACUUAACGACCCAUAAUUUAUUGCUCCGUGGGUCCAGAUUGAAAGACACUGACUACAUCGUCGGCUGCGCGGUUUACACCGGCCACGACAGCAAAUUGUCUCUCAAUUCGAAGAUCAGAAGCACGAAAUUCUCCACAGUCGAGAAGUCUAUUAAUAAACAGAUUUUAUUAUUCAUCACGAUAUUAACGUUCGAAGUGAUAUUCUCCUGCAUUAUGAAGAAUGUGUUUCAAUCGACGUACAAAUUGCCAUACCUCGGCCCUGAAGAGUCCAUCAACGUAGGCUCGGUGAUCUUAGACUUUCUCAACUUCACCGUUCUGUACAAUUACACCGUGCCCAUAUCAUUGUACGUUACCAUAGAAUUACAAAAAUUCCUCAGUUCGUUUUUCUUCAGCUGGGACUUAGACAUGUACGACGAAGCGACGGAUCAGCCGGCGAUGACCAACACGUCGGAUUUAAACGAGGAGCUCGGUCAGGUCGAUUAUUUAUUCGCUGACAAAACUGGAACGCUCACCGAGAAUCUGAUGGUGUUCAGGCGUUGCUCGAUCAACGGGAAGAAUUACAUGGAGAAAGAUUGUGAUGGUCACUUGUACCUGUUGCCUCCCAGCGGGAAUGAGGCGGAAGCGAUCAGAUUGACCGUCUGGGAGCCGGACGUUUGGCAUUUUAUGAUAUGCCUCGCUUUAUGUCAUACGGUGCAAAUCUCACCACCGAGCGUAAGGGCCAGCGUGAUCGAGAGGCGAAUAGAGUUUCGCGAGAGCUUCAGGAAAAAAGAGAUCACCCAAGUUCAUAGCUCUCUUCUAAUGCAUCCGAGCUUACCGGAAUACCAGGUAAAAGCAUCGUCGAUAAACGAACAGUAAAUACCUGUAAUAAACGACACCUGAGAAAUGUAUAUACACCAAUACCUCGC
Ceratina calcarata is the source of this 1091-nucleotide messenger RNA. Its product is annotated as putative phospholipid-transporting ATPase IF. NCBI's taxonomy places the organism in Eukaryota, Metazoa, Arthropoda, Insecta, Hymenoptera, Apidae. The transcript is spliced from 4 exons. Bases 88 to 1041 code for a protein of 317 amino acids. Gene Ontology annotation, molecular function: ATPase-coupled intramembrane lipid carrier activity. The record is from RefSeq and is a predicted model, not a curated record. Gene Ontology annotation, biological process: phospholipid translocation. Gene Ontology annotation, cellular component: endoplasmic reticulum; plasma membrane.